Molecule: messenger RNA, 1017 nt
Organism: Perkinsus marinus ATCC 50983
Lineage: Eukaryota; Perkinsozoa; Perkinsida; Perkinsidae
Product: cathepsin z, putative
Exons: 7
Coding region: 1-372 (123 amino acids)
Biological process (GO): proteolysis
Molecular function (GO): cysteine-type peptidase activity
Source: RefSeq, a predicted model, not a curated record
AUGCAGGUUAUUAACUGUCGUGGUGGCGGCGAUUGUUAUGGCGGUGAUAAAUACGGCGUUUAUGAUUUCUUCUAUACCUACGGCGCGGUUCACGACUCGUGCAGAGCGUACACCGCGACUAACUUUGAUGAUUUCCGAGGGUGGUGUCCAGCUGAGGCGCGCUGUAUGGAGUGCUCGGACGGGCCUGAGGGAUGCAAGGCUACGGCGAGUUAUAGGGCGUGGCACGUUGGCGACUUUGCUCGGUUGGAGGGGGUGGAGCAGAUCAAACGCGAGAUAUGGAAACGGGGCCCUGUGGGGUGCGGAGUUGACGCUACGAAGGAAAUGGAUGAUUACGAGGGUGGUGUAUUUNNNNUGUUUUUAGAUAUUGGAUAAUGCGUAAUUCGUGGGGAAGCUUUUGGGGGGAACAUGGGUAUAUGCGAAUAAAGUUCGGUACGCUUCUCAUCGACUCGCAAUGCAGCUGGGGUGAGCCUAGUGAUAAUGUCAGGGGAGAAGUAGUACCUAACGUACCGUUUGGUGUUGGAAAUACGAAGUCGCUUGUCGCGGCAAACUACGUCGAAAUGGACCCUAUGGGGAAUGCGGUAGACCUCCACCCUGCUGGUAGAUCUGCUGAGCAUUCGGUUGAUAUCACAAUAUAAUGUCUUGACAAGUUUUAUGUCCUAUAGCUCUUCACUGUUCUGUCGAGGUGAGGAGUCUAUUAGAAACCUUACCAUAGUAGUAGUGAACGUGCGGCCAUUGUGAUAUGCACGUCAAUUUAUCUGAUGCAUUAAUGAGGCUACUAGUGGUGCAUUUCUGUAUUGUAUAGUUUAUGCCUUACUGGCUGGUGAGCAAAACGUUGUUCAUUAUUGUUGUUAUUAUCGUCGUAGUCUCUCAUUUAAUUGGUCGCAUUUGCCGAAUCUGCCGAAAACGUUGCGGGCAGUAGAAAGAUAAUCGGCAAGAAUUAUUUUAUGUUAUCUCCGUUAUCAAUUACAAGCUACUAUGAGAUGCCUUGAUGGUAGAAGGAAAGGUGGUAGAUAAUGC